AUGCCUCAAUACGUAUCCCAGAGAAGACUAAGACACAUAAGAUCUAUCUCAAUACGCAACCUUUCGUUAUUGAGUCUCGAGCAUCCAUUACGGGAAAGCUUCCCUUAUCUCACACUACCAUGCUUCUUUGUCAUCAAAACUUUAAAGGGAGAUACCAUUUAUAUCAGUGAAACCCAAAAUGGGAGUACCUAUAAUGUUCAAUUCAAUUCUUUACCUAUCAAUUCAAACCCAUCUACAUGUGUAACAGUGCAAUUAAUAGUCGAAAUUUCUUGCAAGUUAUUUAAAACAUCUGGGAGGGACAACGAGGGAGAGAACCACGAGAAUGUAUGGUGUCCUAUGGCUACAUAUGAAGUUGAUUUAAAUCUGUUGAAAAAAAUUGAGUUAGAUAAUACAAUUAUAGAAUCAUGGAACACACCAAUUUUCGAAUUCGAAGAUGGUAUAUACAUUAUUCCUGAUACUAAAAAUAAGAACAUACUAUUACAGCAAAAUACUCAGAGCCACCGAAGGAAAAUAUCUGGCACUCAAACCAAAAAAUCAGUUACUUUUAAUUCACUUUUGAAACUGAAUAAGAUGAUUGAGUAUAACAUGAAUAUGGAUAGGGAACUGCUUAGUGAUUCCGUUAAUUUGGAAAAAAGUGUACGGCUCCCUAAUGGACGUUUAUGUUGGCGUAAGAUUCAAAUAAUCGAUGCCAUCAAUCAAUCAAAGACAAGUAAUUUGAAGAAGAUGAAUAUUAUAGAGCGGCUUCGUAGCUUAUUGUUUAAAGAAAAUGCAUUAUUAAAGAAAUCCGUGACGGAGUUGUCGUUACUUUCAUUAAAUCAAAACCAAUCAUCAAAAGAAGAUUAUGGUAACACAUAUUCAGGUCUAAUACAGACUAAGACUCAUCUUGAGAGAAUCAAAGUUAAAAAGAUUACUCAACUGAUACGGAUAUUUGAAAAUACGGGAAUUUUUGAUGAAGAAUUCGGAUUUAUACGAUGUUUGAAGACCAAUAAUGACCACGAACCACAGUCAUUUUCAAGUUCCUCCCCGUAUCCGAAAAUAACGUUGAAUCGAGUAGACAUGAAGAGACUGUCGAGUAGGAUAUCAAAGAGCCAAGAAGAUCGUGAGAUAAUAAGUUCCAUGUUAGGCUAUUAUCUUCUUUUCAUCAAAUUAAUCACAUCAAAAAUUUACAAAAUUGCAUUACCUUAUAAUUUGCAAUAUUUUGGUAGUACAUCUCUUAUAGAUGGGAAGUAUCCAUUAUACUGCCCCAAAUCAAACGACAUGGACCAGUAUCGUGAUUUCAAAAAUGCACUCAAUCAUUUUAAUGUAGAUAUAUCACAAACUAUACAGUAUUUAGACCAUUAUUACAUAUAA
Naumovozyma dairenensis CBS 421 is the source of this 1350-nucleotide messenger RNA. RefSeq names its product Vps38p (gene VPS38). The record is from RefSeq and is a predicted model, not a curated record. The coding region runs from base 1 to 1350 and encodes 449 amino acids. The transcript has a single exon. Gene Ontology annotation, cellular component: phosphatidylinositol 3-kinase complex, class III, type II. Lineage: Eukaryota; Fungi; Ascomycota; Saccharomycetes; Saccharomycetales; Saccharomycetaceae.